Ceratotherium simum simum (southern white rhinoceros) is the source of this 2882-nucleotide messenger RNA. Lineage: Eukaryota; Metazoa; Chordata; Mammalia; Perissodactyla; Rhinocerotidae. The record is from RefSeq and is a predicted model, not a curated record.
CCCGUCCAUUGUUCUCGGUGCGCCUCGGGCUGGAGCCGCAGUGAAUCCGGAGGGGCCGGGCUGUGCCCGGGGGUGCUUUUGCACGCGGAGCGGCCACGGGAGCAGGCCUGGUCUCCUGAGAGCACAUUACUUGUUGAAAUUUGAGAAGGGAGGUGUCUUCUCAGAGAGCCUGGCUGGAGGAGACUGAAGUUCAAGGCUAGAAGCCUGAGUGAUUGGCUGAAGAACUGGAUGAUGGCUGCAGAGGUGCCGAGAGUAACCACUCCGCUGAGCCCUUUGGUCCAGGUGCCUCAAGAGGAAGAUGACCAGGAGGAGGAGGUCACCACCGUGAUCCUGGAGGACGACUCCUGGGUGCAGGAAGCUGUGCUGCAGGAAGAUGGCCCUGAGUCCGAGCCCUUUCCCCAGAGUACUGGCAAGGGCAGCCCACGCGAGGAGGUGGCUGGAGGACCACAGGGUGCACUCGGCCGCCUUCGAGAGCUCUGUCGGCGCUGGCUGAGGCCGGAGGUGCACACCAAGGAGCAGAUGCUGACCUUGCUGCCAAGGGAAAUUCAGGCCUGGCUGCAAGAACAUCGGCCCGAAAGCAGCGAGGAGGCAGUGGCCCUGAUGGAAGACUUGACCCAGACCCUUCGGGACAGUGAUUUUGAGAUCCAGAGUGAAAAUGGAGAGAACUCUAACCAAGGCAUAUUUGAGGAUGUGGAAUCACAUGAGAUCUUCUCAGAAAUGCCUGAAGGGGAGGGCAUUCAGCAGUCUGACUGGGAAAGUGACUUUGAGAGAGACUGUGGCUCCAGGGGGCCCCAGGGAGAGGCCCCAGGUGAGGACCAUGGGGAGGCGCCACAGCAGGGCAGGGAAGUCGGACAGCUCAUAGGCCUUCAGGGCACCUACCUGGGUGAGAAGCCCUAUGAAUGUCCCCAGUGUGGGAAAACCUUCAGCCGGAAAUCCCACCUAAUCACACAUGAGCGGACCCACACGGGAGAGAAGUACUACAAAUGUGAAGAAUGUGGAAAAAGCUUUAGUGAUGGUUCAAACUUUAGUAGACACCAAACUACUCACACCGGGGAGAAACCUUAUAAAUGCAGGGAUUGUGGGAAAAGCUUUAGCCGGAGCGCAAACCUCAUAACCCACCAGAGAAUCCACACGGGAGAGAAACCCUUUCAAUGUGCCGAGUGUGGCAAGAGUUUCAGCAGGAGCCCUAAUCUCAUCGCUCAUCAGCGAACCCACACGGGAGAGAAACCGUACUCGUGCCCUGAGUGUGGAAAGAGCUUCGGCAACCGGUCCAGCCUUAAUACACAUCAGGGAAUCCACACUGGAGAAAAGCCCUACGAAUGUAAAGAAUGUGGCGAAAGCUUUAGUUACAACUCCAACCUAAUCAGGCACCAGAGGAUCCACACCGGAGAGAAACCAUACAAGUGUCCAGACUGUGGGCAGAGGUUCAGUCAGAGCUCAGCCCUCAUCACCCACCGGAGAACUCACACGGGAGAGAAGCCUUAUCAGUGCAGCGAGUGCGGGAAGAGCUUCAGUCGCAGCUCCAACCUGGCCACACACCGCAGAACCCACAUGGUGGAGAAGCCCUACAAAUGUGGGGAGUGUGGAAAGAGCUUCAGCCAGAGCUCCAGCCUGAUUGCACACCAGGGCAUGCACACGGGCGAGAAACCCUACGAGUGCCUGACGUGUGGGGAGAGCUUCAGCUGGAGCUCCAACCUCAUCAAGCACCAGAGGAUCCACACGGGAGAGAAACCCUACAAAUGCGGUGAAUGUGGGAAAUGCUUCAGCCAGCGCUCCCAGCUGGUGGUGCACCAGAGGACCCACACGGGCGAGAAGCCCUAUAAAUGCCUCAUGUGCGGUAAAAGCUUCAGCCGGGGCUCCAUUCUGGUCAUGCACCAGCGAGCCCACCUGGGAGACAAGCCCUACAGGUGUCCCGAAUGUGGGAAAGGCUUUAGCUGGAAUUCAGUUCUUAUUAUACAUCAGCGAAUCCACACAGGGGAGAAGCCCUACAAAUGCCCUGAGUGUGGCAAAGGCUUCAGCAAUAGCUCCAAUUUUAUUACACAUCAGAGAACUCACAUGAAAGAGAAACUUUAUUGACAUGGCAGAGAGCCAAAGUGAGGGGACUGGCCCAGGAGAGGAAAUUGUCACACUGCCCCAAACAGGAACGUCUCUUUAGAAGAGCUGUUCUUCCUAAAUGCUCUUUGGGGAUUUUUGCCAGAAUCUUACCCCUGCUCAUCCUCAUUUCUAGGAUACCAUCAUCUUAGUGGUUGGAGUCAAACCCCAAGAACAGAGCGUAGGAAUGGAAGGUUGGAAAGUUGGGUCUUUUUCUGUUAAUGUCACAACUUGAUUGGCUCCUUCUCUUCUGAUCCUCUGUGCCUCAGUUUCCUCUUUGGUAGAACAAGGGGGAAGUGUUCUCCAUGUGGAACAGAAGACAGCAUGCCCAUACCCCGGGCUGAGUCCUCAGAGAAAUACAGGGAAUCUAUUGGUUGAUCUGUUGGUUUUGCUGCCACCUGUUGGGCUGAGGUGCCUUCACCCUGCGCUGCUAGCAUUCCAAGCCCCCUGCCCAUGUCAGAACCGGCUCUUCCUGGCUUUGUGUCCUGGGCUUUGAUUUCAGGUCAGGGUGGAGGGGCUUCUCCAAUUGUGAGUCAUCCACGUGAAGGUAAAGCCCUUUUCUAUUUCUAGAAAUUGUCAGGAACACCGAAACACGAGGGAGUGUGGCAUGGAACCAGUGUCCCAGUAACCUUUCCAAUUGAUGGGAAUUGAAACAGGGCCUGCCAGAAAAGGUAUAAAGUGAGGAAAUUCACGUAUUUGCCUUUGUCUCUGCUUACUAUCCUAUGGUAAGUUGGCUGCCAGGGGAACACAGUUCUUGUGGGGUUUCAUGUUUUGAGUGUGAAGAGAAGGCA